Messenger RNA from Amphiprion ocellaris (clown anemonefish), 5019 nucleotides. It is a transcript of the gene vegfab, whose product is annotated as vascular endothelial growth factor Ab. Gene Ontology annotation, cellular component: membrane. The transcript is spliced from 8 exons. Gene Ontology annotation, biological process: positive regulation of mast cell chemotaxis; response to hypoxia; positive regulation of protein phosphorylation. Gene Ontology annotation, molecular function: growth factor activity; heparin binding; chemoattractant activity. Bases 605 to 1318 code for a protein of 237 amino acids. The record is from RefSeq and is a predicted model, not a curated record. Lineage: Eukaryota; Metazoa; Chordata; Actinopteri; Pomacentridae.
CAGCCCAUAGAGGACACACCUACCCCGCUAAUCAUCCACGUCUCCGGAGCGCUCAGCCACAGUUACGGAGAGACCGACACAGGAGGAGGACGCGUUCUGUCAGAGAGCUGACCUGCUUUAGUGCGCAGCGAAACAGGAGUAAAGAAAAAAAAGCAGCAGAAAGAAAGAAGAGAAACCGACAGCGCGGACAAAGUUUUGCGCCGCGAUUCUCUUUCUUUCCAGCGAGCGUCACCGCAGCUCGAGUGUCACGUCGAGGAGCCUCUCAGAUGGACAGACUCUUGGAGAGCUCCGCGGGCAUGGGAAUAUUUUUGUAAUGUGGAUUUGUAUCCCCUUGCAGGAGAAUCGAGGUCCGCCGCGGAACGAUGUGAGAGCGUCUCGGAUUCUCGUGUUUCUGGAUAUCUUGAAGAUUAUUGGCAACAGUUGAGAGAAAUCCAAGUUUGAGGAUUUUACGCUGCAGCCUUCCUUCCUUUCGGGACCAGCAUGGAUUUGCCUUUACAACCUCCGGCCCCUGAUUCUGAGCAGUUGUAGCCACUUGUGUUGUGUUUUUAUUUUUUUCUUUCGUGUGUUUUGUGGGGUGUUUGUUUGUUUUUUCUUGUGAAACUUCAUGUUUGAGAGCAAACCGCCACAUUUGGCCUCCUGUCUUCUGAAGCGUUCGGAUUGGAUUUCCAACACCAUGAACUUUAUUGACAGUUUGACACUAUUAUUUUUGACGCUGUCAGCUGUCAAGAGCGCCCACAUACCCAAGGAGACGGAGAGAGGUCCACAUGACGUGAUCCCUCUGAUGGAGGUCUACAACAAGAGCUUGUGUCAGCCCCGGGAGCUGCUGGUGGAGAUCCUGCAGGAGUAUCCGGAGGAGGUGGAGCACAUCUUCAUCCCGUCCUGCGUGGUUUUAACGCGCUGCGCCGGCUGCUGCAACGACGAGAUGCUGCAGUGUAUGCCCACAUCCAGCUACAACAUCACCAUGGAGAUUAAAAGAAUAAAACCCCAAAGGCAACAGAAUGACAUUUUCAUGAGUUUUACGGAACACAGCGCAUGUGAGUGUAGGUUAAAGAAAGAAGUGAAAGAACAGAAAGAAAAAAAAUCCCAGAAAGGCAAGGGCAAAGGCCUAAAGAGAAAGCGAAAGAAAAACCGCGACAAAACAAUUCCCGACGCUGUUUGCGAGCCGUGUUGCGAUCACUGCACGGAGAGGAGAAAGCGUUUGUUUGUGCAGGACCCAGCGACCUGCCGGUGCUCCUGCAAACACACCGACGAAUACUGUAAAGAGCGCCAGCUAGAGCUCAACGAGAGGACCUGCAAAUGUGACAAGCCAAGAAGAUGAGAGAGGUGCUCGCACCAGAUGUACAAGAUGAAGGAAUAUUCUCGAGAUAUUUCACAGCACAGCACUUUGAACCGCGAGCUCUUCUUCUUUUCUGUGGAAAGCAUUCCCCUCGGACUGACUGAGAGAGAACAAAGAGAAAAAAGAACCAGACUGAAGUUUCCUCCCACUGUAUAUCUGUGUGUACAUAGACCACGACAAAAGAGAAAAAAAUAAGAGUUGUUAUUGCUGCUACAGAAACGAGUAACUAAAACCCACCAUUCGACUAAAAGCAAAAUAGCCGCCAUGUUGGCUUUUCUUUUUUUUUUUUUUUUUUUGCAUUUCUAACUGGCUUGCCAUGCAGGUGUAGUCUUAUUGUCGAUUCAUUGUAUGCAAUUACUUCACUGGAUCUGAGUCUACUGUGGUUGUGUGUCGAUAUUUAAACUGAUAAAACCGGACUGAAGAGGACGCUCUCUGCUUCACCCACUUCCUCUUGGAGUAAAACUAAAAAACUGAAAAGUCGGGAUGGCCGACGGAAACUUCCAUCCGAGGACGAGGACUCUGAGGUGACUCCGGAGUGCCAUAUCGCUUUUUUUCUUCUUUCUAAAGGGAUUAUUAUUAUUACAGCGGUGGGAAAAAAGUUUUCGGACACACUUAAAAUUUUAUCGUGGAAAAAUCUUUAUUUUUGUGUUUGAAAAGGUGCAUUAGACAGACACAAACCGAUGUUUUUUUUGUUCAUUAUUUACAAGAAAAACUAACAAAAGUAAAUUCUUGACAGUUUCAAUAUGUCAGUUCUCAACACUGUUGGUAUCAAAGUCAAGGAAUAACAGAGAAUGUGUUCAAAACUGAACAAAAAAUAAGUACAGGGGGUCCUCGACUUAUGUUGGAGUUCCAUUCCUACGGAUUGACAUAAGUCGAUUUUCGCCGUAAGUCGGGACUCCGGCUAAAAUGUAAACAAAGCCAUUAUGUGCAUCACCAUAUCAGUUCUUCGAAAAAGUCACGUACGGAACGUUUUAUGAUAUCUAAUUUCACUUGCAUGGAGAUGGCUUUCCUUUUCUUUGAAGCACUGCCGUCAGAAGAGUCUGACUUAUGCUUGGGAGCCAUGAUGAAGGGCAAAAAGUUAGCGAAUGUAGCACAAUCCAAGGUGGCGUACAACCGGCGGAUGUAAACAAACCCGUCUUUCACGACGUAUUCGUCCGCUCCGCUCGCCAACUAGUUCCACAAACCAGUUCCCACGUAACGACGAAACGCCAUAAGUCGAGGACGUUGUAAACCGAAGACCCCUUGUAAACCAUCUCAUCAUCAAAUUAAUAUUUACAGGGGGUCCUUGACUUACAACGGAGUUUCGUUCCUACUGCCCGACGUAAGCACAUUUUCGCCAUAAGUCGGAACUCCGGCCAUCACAAUAUCGAUCAUUUUUUUGGCAAAAUCAUGAAUACCAACGACUUUCAUGCAUGUAUGAAUCAUUUUACAAGAAAAUAACACAAUAUGAAUACAACAACAACGGGGUAAUACUCGGGAGCCAUAAUGACGGGCAAAAAGUUAGUGUUAGUGAAUGUAGCACAAUCCAAGGUGGCGUACAACCAGAGAAUGUAAACAAAAACAUCUCAUAGCACAGCAUGACAACAUAUUCGUCCACUUGUCUCGCCAAUUAGUUCCACAUAACGACAAAAUGCUGUAGAUCAAGGGCAUCGUAAACCAAGGACCCCCUGUAAACCAUAACAUCGUUGAAUUAACUUUUAGUAGUCCUGCCAUCAGCAGCAGUAGAGCUCUAAUCCUCGCUGCCAUGUUCUCCACCAGCCUUUCACACUGUUGAGGCAUAAUCUUGUCCCAUUCUUCUUGAAUUACUGCUUUCAAUUCUUCUAAAUUCUUUGGUUUAUGCUUUGAAACAGACCUUUUGAUAAUCCACCAGAGAUUUUCAAUCGUGUCGUGGGAUUGAACUGGACACUCUAAGACCUGGAUACUGAGCUGGUCCUGGAUGUGUUCAAGGAGCAUUAUCUGGUAGAAACAUCCAGUUUGUCCUUGGCAGAGUUCAAUGAGAUGACCAACACCAGCAGCACUCAUGCAGCCCCAAUCCAUGAUACUGCCUCCACCAUGCUUGACAGUAGUUACUGGCCUUCUGCAUACCCUCACAGUCGGAAAUAACUCAGAAAUGGUCCAAAAAUACCUUGAAGCCUGUCCAGAUUUACCUAAAAAUUACAUGAAAAGCCUAAAAGGACUCAAAAAUGACUCCAAAUUGGCCCACAAUAACUUGAAACAGUCUGAAAUAAGUCAAAAUGGUUCCAGAUAACUUUAAACUGGUCCAGAUUUACUCAAAAACUGUCCAGAACUACAAAAAAAGUCUAAAAGGAUUAAAAAACUGUCAAAAAUGACUCCCGAUUUUGGCCAAAAUGAUUCAGAACGACUUGAAUCUAGUGCAGAUUUAGGAAAAUGAUCCAAAAUACCUUUAAAUCUGUCCAGAUUUACUCAAAAACUGUCCAGAACAACAACAACAAAAAGUCUAAAAGGAUUCAAAAACUGUUAAAAAUGAUUCUACCCUUCCUGGCUGAGAAUCUGUAUCUUCAGGCUUGUUUCCUGUGUUAGGUUUCUUGUUUUAGAACAUUUUCGUCUCUGAAGAACUUUCAAAUGUGCUGGCUUUAUAAAGACACGAAGCAACAAAAACCGCGUCUUUUACUAGAAAGCACAAUCUUCAUAAAUGGGUAACUGGUACCAAAAUGACCCAAUACUCCAAAUUUGCAAUGAGUUUUAAGUUUCUAAUGGCUUUUUUUUAGGAUUUGUUUGGUAUUUUGGCGAAAAGAAAUUGCACUUGGAGACCUAAGACUGAUUCUUAAAUGGUGUCCAAAGACUUUUUCACACCGCUGUACUAUCUGCUACACGGAAACCACUGAAAAAUAUCCUGUAUACUGUAGUUCUUGAUUCCAUUUUGAAAAAAAACUGUGCCUCAACGAGAAAUGUACUGAGAGCAGUGCUUUUUAAAUUAUUACUUUCAGGAGAGGGUUGGCUGUAGUUUUGCUAGCUGUUGUUGAACUCAAUACAGAAUCCACUGAUUAUAUCUUCUUGUACAUACUUAAUAAUAUCCCUUUUACACCAUCCUAGGUAAUUUAUAAUUGUUCUAGAGUAUUUUUCAGUAUUCUACCCAUAUUUAAUUUGGUCUAUUUAUGUAUGCAGUGUUAUGUACCUGUGCCUGUCCUUUCUCCUCAUGUUUAAGGUCACUGAUGGCUACUUUCAGCGCAGAAAGAAAAAGAAAAACAACAAAAAAAAGGAUCUAAAACUGAUUUGUUAACAUUCCCUGAUGGCGUCUCCCUCUCGUCUAAAGGUUGUGGGUGCUGUGUGGACUUUCGGUGAGUGUUUGUUGUUUGUAUGAAUGUGUGCGUUUCACCUGCAUUGUUGUAUUUAAGUAUUUAAGUGAGUAGCGGACCCUGUGUUGUCGUCCGUUUGUACAAAAGAUUGCAAAAAAAUAAACUACAAAACGUCACCGCCGCCACAGCAGCAGCAGCAGCAGCAGCAGCAGCAGCGCCGCCAUUUAAAUCUGGAUCCUCUCCGCCAUCAGUCUUAGAGCCAUUAUUAUUAUAUUAUUAUUAUUAUUAUUAUUAUUAUUAUUAUUAUUAUUAUUAGUUCUAUUUGUCUCUUCUUCUCUAUUAACAUGUUUCUGUGUCUAUGUAAAAAACAGUAAAGCAUAUUUAUUUUCAAAUCAUAUUGUUUUUAUAUAAAACAAGGAAAAGGUU